Messenger RNA from Pecten maximus, 372 nucleotides. RefSeq lists its product as uncharacterized. Bases 1 to 372 code for a protein of 123 amino acids. The transcript has a single exon. The record is from RefSeq and is a predicted model, not a curated record. NCBI's taxonomy places the organism in Eukaryota, Metazoa, Mollusca, Bivalvia, Pectinida, Pectinidae.
AUGACCAGAUUUAAAGAUUAUAUAACAGAAACAUGGGUCGAAAGCCAUGACAAGGAGACAUGGAAUCAAUUUGAAAAUGCUGGACCAAGGACUACAAACCACGUCGAAGGAUGGCAUAGUAAAGUGAACCGUCUCUGUAGUAGUGCCCAUCCAAACAUCUAUAGCAUUAUUAAACUAAUCAAAUCCAUUCAGGCAACUAAUGGGUCUAAGAUCAUCCAGCUGGAAGCAGGAGCAAGAGCAAGGAGGAAAAAGGCCAAGUAUCAGCGCAUUGAUGCUAGAUUGCGCAUCCGGAAGGACAGGUUCAGGAAUGGUGAACUUGACGUUUACGCAUAUGCUGACGCAGCAUCUCACUUAAUUCAUCUGAAUGAGUAA